CAUGACGAAUUCAUCACCAGACUGCCCUCCAGUCCACCAUCACAACAACAACAACUCUGCAUCAAUCCACGCAUUUCUACAAUGCCGUCCAUCUCCAGUGCUGAUUCGGAAUGCACGGAACUGAGCUUGACGUUCGACAUCGAGACUGCCGUCCGCAACGUGAAGGAGGAGCGAGAUACGUGGCGAGUAGUCGCCCUCCAGUACAAGGCGGCUUUCGAGGCCCAAACAGCUCGCCUUCGAGAACUCCAGGAUAUCUGCAUUGCCACGCAGGCGGAGCUGGAGAACGAGAGGACGGCACGCAAGCGCCUGCAUACCAAAUCGGAGUCCUACCAGUACGAGGAGCCGGGCCGUGUAGACGGUGCUCAUGACCCUGACGACUGCCCAUACCCCGGCAGCGCGACAAUCCUAGAGCCGACCCAGAUCAAGAGCACGUGGCAGCCAGCAAUUCCGCCAUGCUCGAAUAUGUGCUUCCGCCGAGUGGAGCAGUUCGCCAACGAGUGCGACUAUGGCACCGCCCUCAGGGAGGUCGACCAUCUAUUGCGAGGACCGCUUACCACUGGAGCCCGGGCCGAAGGUCUCCUUCUCAAGAGCAGCAUCAUGCGGAAAGCCGGGCCUGAAUGGCUUUACGACUCUCUAGCGGCCUGCAGUGAAGCCCUUGAGCUUUGCGAUCGGCUGGCUGAACUGCAUAGCUAUCUGCCACAAAUUCAAUACCAGCGAGGUGUCUGCUACUAUCAGCUGAGGAUGCUUCAACACGCCCGAGAUGCUUUCGCCAACGUCCGCGGAGACGAACGGCUCCACGCAAAAGCCACAGAGUUCCGUCGAUCGUGUGAAGAGGAGCUAGAAGUGCUUCAGGGACGCCGACUGGCUUUCGAGGAACGUCGCACUGUCACGGAAGGGCUUCUGGCCCAGUUUUGUGAGGGUCGAGCUGAGUCAAAGCGACGUCGCACCAGCUCACAGAUCAGACUCCAUGCGUCCAAAGCGAAGCGUUUGUCGCUGCCGCAUCGAUGGGUGGCAAAGGCUAAAUAAGGCAGCCUGGGGCCUGGCUCAAGAAGCCGUCCGAGCUCGCAAAGAAUAGAUGGAUGCAUACAGAAGGUUAGGAGGAUGCCAUUCGAUAUCUUGGCUGUGAGCCGAUUUUGCAUGAGUGGUCAGGAGGGUUCUGGCCCUUGUUUCGCAACACAAUCUUCAUUGUUCUCAUCUCU
Trematosphaeria pertusa is the source of this 1199-nucleotide messenger RNA. RefSeq lists its product as uncharacterized. The transcript has 2 exons. The coding region runs from base 82 to 1026 and encodes 314 amino acids. Lineage: Eukaryota; Fungi; Ascomycota; Dothideomycetes; Pleosporales; Trematosphaeriaceae. Gene Ontology annotation, molecular function: protein binding. The record is from RefSeq and is a predicted model, not a curated record.